GGGCGCUGGCGCACCGAAACUUCCCAAAGCAGCAUGAAGAGAUAUGAGAGUCGUCAGGCGGCGCGCUACCGCCAUGUCACCUAGAGAGAAACAUUUAGCGCUUUUCUCUGUUUUAUGCCUAGUUUUGUUAGUGUUUUAUUAUAUACCUAUCUUUUUUUACGGAACUUUAAUUCUAUCAGUCUGCUGUUUUGCCUUUUACUAUCGCAGUGGAGAACAUCUUCCCGCCAGGUUAGGCCCGAAUCCUCGGGGUGGGCUACACAUCCCAGCCGUGUUCCGGGGCUGGUUGCCGGGAUUGAAGACGACCGGCGUGUCGUUGGCUACGCGGGGAAAACCGAAGAGGAGCAUCAGCAGCUACAAAGCUGAGCACAGAGAAACAGAGGGACACUUAAGACAAAGACCUAGUGAAACCGGGAUUUAUCGAAGGGAAGCCUUGUCAAGCGACUCAUUUCUUUUCAGCCCCCGGGAUUUUCUCAUGGGGAGUUAUAUCGGGAAACCCGAAAGUCCAACCGCCGACUCUGGGAGGCCAAGAGCCGGGAGAAACCCCCGAGACCAGCUGCGGGAAAGGCUGGCCAGACCCAACCAUGCUGUCUAUACCCCGAACAGGAGACUUUCAUUCACUGGUGAGACGCUGGGUGCCCCGGGGAGGUUCACCGUCACCCCUCUACGUCACUACCCCCUGCAGCAGCUCGGUGUGUCCUCAGUGGGAGUUCUGCCUCCUGUCAAAUGGGACGGCUUCAGAAAGAAGAACAUCCUCAGUCCUCGUAACUCCCCAGCUGCCCUCAGCCCUGUCACCGUGAAGAUUGCAAGACCUGACCAUAGGAACCCCAGUGUGAACCAUCAGAGCUGUGCCGGGCUCACCCGGGCCUCUGCGGACCCCUGCUCCAGAGAGAGCGUCCUGAGGGUGUUGAAGGAGAGCCGCAAGAGGGAAGUGGAGGACGAGGACAGGAGCUUCACAACAGAGCAGAGGAGCAAAAGAAGGCGUAAUGACAGCGAUGGAAGUUCUCACUCUGCUUUUGAGCCUCUGCUGCCCAACGGAACGCCAUCCCAGCUGGUCCCCAAACCAGGAAGCCUAAAAAGAGGCAUGACCUCAGCGAUAGAUGAGACCACCAUGAAGAGGUCCCGCACCUCCUCCAUCAGCUCCGGUACUGGGGCUCAUGCUCCCAGAGGAACCCCCGGCACCAGGAGAAACGCCAUCCAAAGCUCCUACAGCUCCUCAGUUGGCCUCAGCCAGGUACAGCGCUGUCAUCGUAGCACAGAUAAAGGGUUUUCUCUACAAUUCUUUUUAAACCGUGGGGUUGGGCUUUCUUGGGUGAGUGUAGAUUUGUUUUAAUCACUAAUAUGACAC
This is a messenger RNA of Poecilia latipinna (sailfin molly), 1345 nucleotides long. Its product is annotated as nuclear envelope pore membrane protein POM 121-like. Gene Ontology annotation, molecular function: structural constituent of nuclear pore. Gene Ontology annotation, cellular component: nuclear pore. Gene Ontology annotation, biological process: RNA export from nucleus; protein import into nucleus. Bases 44 to 1330 code for a protein of 428 amino acids. The transcript is spliced from 5 exons. The record is from RefSeq and is a predicted model, not a curated record. Lineage: Eukaryota; Metazoa; Chordata; Actinopteri; Cyprinodontiformes; Poeciliidae.